UUAUUUCAUUAUCUCCUCCCUGUCUUAGGGAUUAGGCGAGGCAAAAAUAUGGAACGCCGACCGUCGGGCGGUUUGACGGCGAUGAGGAAGAGAGACGGCGUGAGAGGUGGGACAAGGAUACAGUGGCUCGAACAUGAUAUCCUUUGUACCAUCUUCUCCUUUCUCGACGUCUUCGACCUCGUUCGUUGUACUGCCGUUUGCAAAUCCUGGAAUGCAGUCAUUAAGAAGUCUGAGAUACUGCAAGUAUUGUAUUUCAAGCUGCGGCGAGAUUCUGGUGAGUCUAGACAACGGAAAUCAUUUGAAUUAGGUCUCCAGGAAGUAGCCAUGAAGUAUCAUAGUCUAUGUUUACAACGAGGUCGCCUCGAUAUUCAUCAAUGGAAAGCUCACUCAGUGGGGGUUGACCAGUGCCGGAUGAAGAUGGGCUUACUUCUCACUGGUGUAGGUGACAAGGUGCGCCUUUGGUCUUUGGACAGCUACAAAUGCGAGGAAGAAUAUUACAUUCCUGAUACAGCCCCGCUAGUUGACUUCGCUUUUGACGAGAGCAAGAUUGUUGGCUUGCUUGGUACCCGUGUAGGCAUAUGGAGACGUAAUGGAAAAAGAAGUAUAUUUCCCUCGCAUGAAGGAACAUUCUCAAAAGGUUUAUGUCUGCGGUACAUUGAUCCAGAGGCUGUCAUUGGAUGUGAAGAUGGAACUGCUCGUGUAUUUGACAUGUACAGCCGGACAUGUUCACGAAUUAUCAAAAUGCAUUCGGGCCCUAUAACAUGCUUAGCUUUGAGUGAUGAUCAGUUGAUUGUCAGCGGGAGCUCUCUUGGUAGUGUUUCAAUAUCCAGCCUCUCAUCUGAUCAGCGGGUAGCUACACUGAGGUCAACUGACUCGGCAGGCAUAAGGACCCUGUGUUUCAACCCUAGUUCUCAUUUAGUGUUUUCUGGGACAACAGUUGGAUAUACGUACUGUUGGGACCUUAGGACUAUGAAAUCUUUGUGGGGGACACGUAUAAGUUCAAAUGUUGUGUAUUCCUUGAAUCACUUGCAGAGUGAUAAUUCAACGUUAGUUGUUGGUGGAAUAGAUGGUGUGCUUCGAGUUUUAAAUCAGGACACGGGCAAAGUUCUUUCAAGAUGUGUCAUUGAUGAUGAGAGGCUGAUCAGUUCCUCUAGAAAUAUGCAUGCUUACAUCGAGAAAAAGAAAGGAAUAAGGAUCUCGGAUGAUGCCGAAAUUGACCAGAUACCUAGAACUUGUCGACCUCCCAUAACAUGCUUGGCAGUUGGGAUGAAAAAAGUUGUCACUGCACAUAAUAGCAAGUACAUUAGAAUGUGGAAAUUCAACAUGUAACUGUGAGGUUGCUUUUGUCGGCCAUAAUUGUAUCUCUAUUAUUCCAUCAGGAUCAAGAUAGCCUUCAUUAUAACCAUGCAGUUCCUUUGUGGAAUUUGGGUGGAUCUUC
Molecule: messenger RNA, 1438 nt
Organism: Hibiscus syriacus
Lineage: Eukaryota; Viridiplantae; Streptophyta; Magnoliopsida; Malvales; Malvaceae
Product: F-box/WD-40 repeat-containing protein At3g52030-like
Molecular function (GO): protein binding
Source: RefSeq, a predicted model, not a curated record